GCCGUCCUCCUCUCCCCGCCCGGGGAGCCGACAGCUCCCCAGCUCAGUUGUGUCGAGGCGUCGGGCGCGCGAGGUUGUGUUCGUGCCGUGAUCUUGUGCGUCUGCCAUGAGGAGCCGUCUCCCUCGGAGGAUAUUCCCGGUGGCCAGGUGACCUGACAGGAGACAAGUGAGACAGUGCGACGGUGUAUCGUCUCGCCGGGAUACACACAUGCAAGGCCAGACGGUGUUGGAGAGCCGUCUGGGCGAGGACGUGGCCGCCAAGCCCAGGACUACCAGACUGCACCGCCAGGACUCCUUCAAGAUGAAGAAGUCGCCGUGUCUGGUGCUGAGGUUCAUGCCCAUCCCGUCAUGGGGCGGACACAAGGAGUUCCACCGCCGCCACAGGGAGCUGUGCGAGGACGCCUUGCUGCCUCCGGGGGGCCGGCCUGGCGCCGCGACGCCGCCCCCCCAGUCGCCGCAGUCGCCCCAGUCGCCGCGCGACAUCGACGCCGAGCCGGCGUCCCGCGUGCUGCCCUUCCUGUACCUGGGCAACGCGCGGGACGCGGCGGACCUGGGCUGCCUGCGCGCGCGCGGCGUCACCCGGGUGCUGAACGUCACCUCGCACCUGCCCGGGUACCACGAGCACCGCGGCAUCUCGUACAAGCAGCUGCCGGCCUCCGACUCGGGCCAGCAGAACCUCAAGCAGUACUUCGAGGAGGCGUUCGCCUUCAUCGAGGAGGCCCGCCAGACGGGAGCCAGCGUGCUGGUGCACUGCCAGGCCGGGGUGUCCCGCUCUGCUACCAUAGCCAUCGCCUACAUCAUGAAGCACAAGCGGCUCUCGGUGGGCGAUGCCUACCGCCUGGUGAAGAGCGCGCGGCCCAUCAUCUCCCCUAACCUCAACUUCAUGGGCCAGCUGGUGGAGCUGGAGCAGGUGCUGCGCUGCGGGGAGGCGGCGCCGCCCCCGGACGCCCUGGCGGCCCUCGCCGCCCCCGGGGACGGGGCCAAGCCCUGCCUGCAGCUCCGCUGGACGCAGCACCCCAGCGAGGAGGUCACCUCGGGCUGCAGCGUAUAGACUCCACACCGUUUUUAUAUUUAUUGUUCUUGAAGUGAUGUGCAUUUCGGUCUGUGUCUGGAGAGGUGUCCCGAGGGAUUCAGAGGGUGAUGAUAUUGUUUUUCAAUUUAUUCUAGAAACUAUUUAAUUUUCUUUAUCAAUCGAGACCUGACUAGAUUUUAACUUGUAUUAUUAUUUUUUUUUUUUCGCAACCUUGAAUAUUUUUGUAUGUACACACAUAUCAACAUUUGCUGGGUUCUGAUGUCAAAGUGAGGGGGAAGAUUAUAAUGAAUGUGUGAUUUUCACAUUAAAAAAAAAAAAAAGAGGCAGAUUUUGGUUACUUCUGUGGGGCAAAAAUUGUUUUCAUGAUUGAUCAAAAUAAUUAUACCGCAUUGUCGAGGGAGUUUUUUCAGACUCUGAUUUGGACUUGGUAUAUGAUGUAAGUGUGAAUAUGUGUGUAUGUACCCUGAAUAUUGCUAUUUAUGCGAAGAAGCAGCAGAAAGACUUAAUUUUUCAACUCGCCGCAGUGUGGUUUGGUCGUGCUGAUCACAGCAGUGUUGCCUCUGUGGUGAAUGUGGGAGUAAUGUCGAUGCAACCGAUAGCUGAGGACUGAAGGUGUUGCUUUGUCUCCCGCUCAAGUAGGCAGAGGGCAGCUCGGAUCAUGCUAACUAGCUGAAAUCAUUUCAUUACGUUGCGUGGAGAGUUUCGUGGUGUUGCGAGGUGUGUUAAUGGUAUGCGAAUCUAGUCGUUCAUUUGGGUUACAAGGCUGUGUAAUGCUGGAAAUUGCUAUUUUUAUUUUGUGUUCCGCCAGUGUCACCUGUCUGGAUGUGGUAUGCUUGCACAGGUAGACUGAGUGUGUUUGGCACGUAUAAUGCAAAUAUCCUGGGUGCAAAGGUUACCACUAAGUUACUUUUAUUUUAAUACUAAAUGUAAGUGUAAACAAAUAUAAGAUAUGACCCUUUUAUCUUUGUUUCAAAACUUAUUUGUCCAGAAGUUUUUACGUUACCCCAAUGUAAGCUGUGUUUUCUUUCUUUUACAUUUGCACAUACCAUUCGGAGAAGUACGUGGUACUCUUGUAUUUCUCGUGAAUGAGUGGCAAUUGUAAUUCUAAACAUUUACAAUUUUAUACAGUAUGUUACUGUGCGUGUUAUGAAUCAAAAAAAACAAUACUGCAGACCAAAAUAGUUUUGCUCAAAGUUCAUGAAAAGAAUGUUUACUAUGUGAAAUUAAUGGUGGACUUGCGAUUUGUUUACAGAUUUGUGACUUUUUUUGUUUCCAUAGGGAAUGUUUGUUAUUAAAGACAAUUGUUUUGAUUAUCAGAACACCACCUGCUUCUGUUUUUUUGUCAUUGUUUUUGACUGAAUAAUACCACUAAAUAUUUAGUGGUGCUUAAAAACUGUCUAUAAUGGCUGUCAACGCACUGUUGCCUGUUUUGUGAACUCGCAACUCAUAAUUAAUUUGCUAACUUUCCAAGUACAUAUUUUCAAUCAAGAUUUAUUUUAUAAAAUUUAAUUACUUUUAUCAUAAACAAGAGUUUGUAAAAGUAAUUUCUCUCACUUAUAUCCUCUUGUAAAUUAAUUUUGGUUUUUAGGUUAGUAAUACGUAGUUGGGAAUUAAUUUUAUUUGUAAAUUUUAAUGUGUACUUCUGGGUUGUCACUUAAGAUUUUCUAUUAAUGGUGGUACUUAAACUACAGGAAAUUCUGUCAUAAUAUUUUUUUGUAAUAUUUAGAGAAACAAUUACACCAUUUUGUAAAGAUUUCAGUAAUUACAUAAUUGCACUUCUCAAAAGUCUAUGAUCAAGCUUAUCCAGUGGAAAAGUGCUCUUAACAGGAAUUGAAAACAAAAACUUUUCACAAUUUUGUAGUUAGUUUUUUUAAUUAGUAGAAAAUAAAAUCAAAAUGAUUUUUUUAUGUCUGCAGGCUAAAUCAAGUAGUGUGUAAAAAAAAUGUAUCACUAUAUUAAAAUAUGUAGGUGAAUAAAGUAAUUAUUUAUAAUAAUCUCUUUGUAUAAUGUGGUGACAUUAUGCUCAUGCUAUUUCCCCAUGCCAUUUACAAGUUCAACAUAUAAUCCUCUUGUUGAACAACAAAUGUUUGAUUAUUUGUCAUGUACAGUUGUAUGCAGAAAGAAGCAAAUUACUACAAUGUGCCUUGUUUAUUGAAUUCAGAUCUGCGAUUGCUAAAAUUGUAUAGCAAAGCUACUAUGUGUGUGUUGUGACCAAGAACGUUGUCAUUGUAAUUAUUGAUGGUUUACAGAAAAGUUGAAAAUAUAUAGCAAUGCAACAUUUGAA
This is a messenger RNA of Bacillus rossius redtenbacheri, 3317 nucleotides long. RefSeq names its product dual specificity protein phosphatase 10-like. Gene Ontology annotation, cellular component: cytoplasm. Bases 209 to 1051 code for a protein of 280 amino acids. Gene Ontology annotation, molecular function: protein tyrosine/threonine phosphatase activity; MAP kinase tyrosine phosphatase activity; MAP kinase tyrosine/serine/threonine phosphatase activity. The record is from RefSeq and is a predicted model, not a curated record. Gene Ontology annotation, biological process: protein dephosphorylation; negative regulation of MAPK cascade. Lineage: Eukaryota; Metazoa; Arthropoda; Insecta; Phasmatodea; Bacillidae. The transcript is spliced from 3 exons.